UAGCGCUACCUGGAGCUGUCACAAAAGUCGCACGUCGCGAGUGAGGCUUUCUUAUCUCAUCUGCAUGCAUCUACGAUUUGCCGCCAAAUUUUUGCGCUUUGUUGUCUAAUCGUGAACGAGAAGAACGAAAAAUUUAAUUUUGCGGAGACUUGUCAGCUUAUCUCCAUUACGUUUAUAUUGGAAGAUAACACGUUUUCAAAAUGACAUCAGUUGAAGUAAGAGAUUGGACACCUGAAUACUAUACCUCAAAUCAGUCAAACUGUCAGGAAAUUUUAGAAAAUCCAGAUAUGCUAACAAAAAUACCUUUAUUAAAUAAUGUUCAAUUGCAUAACAUCAAAGAUAAAGAGUUGGUGAGAUUCCGAGGGAUGAUUCAGGAUAUAUACAAUCCUGAGUAUUAUUUUAAGCAAUACGAAGUGAAGAACACAGACACUGGAGAGAGUACUAUUAGAUGUGGAAUGUAUAUGGAUGCAGCUCGAUGUCUGCCACACGAAGAAAUUUUGUUAUAUUCCAAAAAAAAUCAAAACUCUGAACGACAAACUUAUAUCAUAAUUUCUAUACCUGGAUUAAAUGACUGGGCAAAGGAAGAGAGCAUAAACAUGCAGAUACCUCAUACAAUGACACAUAAUGACAGUAUAAAUAAAAGGAAUCUGGAUGAUAACGACUUAGAGGAAACGGAUUGCUCAGAACCUGUUAAGAAAAAAGAGAAAGUCUCUGCAGAUAAUAAUGAUGUAGAUAUGACCGAUGUUGAAGGCAGUGCAAAAGUUCGAAGUAUGGUAUCAGAAGAUCACAUAUUGAACUUUCCGAUUCCAAUCGAUGGUGGAAAAGCUUGUAUAAUAAAGAUUUACAACGAAACUGUCUUAAAAUUGAACCAAGUUAUAGAUGUAAUAGGAUUUAUAUCGUUAGAUCCAUUAUUAAGUACAAUACAAAGUUCUGAUGAUGAGAUGGACGAUGCCGAAAUACAAACUCACAAUCCACCAGCUUCUUUAGUUCCUCGGUUACAUGCAGUAAAAAUAAUCGAGCUUACAAAAUCUAAAAUUGUAAAUGCUCCGGAAAUUGUAUCUAAAGUACAGAUCAUCAGAGGUGAUUUGCAUAUAAUAUUGAGUCAGUUGCUGUUUGGAGAUACUUUAGCUGCAGAUUACUUGAUAUGCCACUUGCUUUCUACAGUAUAUAUGAGGAGAGAUUAUUUUUGUCUCGGUGCAUUUCCGCUAAAUAUAACGAAUUUCCCAGCAAAUAAACAGAAAAUUUUUCCGAAGGAGUUUUAUAACUUUUUAACAUUAUUUGUAAAGAAAAGCCACUUUUUGGAAAUAACUUUGAGCAAUUUGAAUGAACUAGCUUUAAUCCCGAAGAAGGAUUACGAAUGUAAUAGACUAACAAGUGGUAUUCUCCAACUAAGCGAUGAUACGCACCUUGUAUUAGACGAGACAGGCUUAACUUCUGGUACACUUACUGCAACUGGCAGGGAGAAUUAUAAAGCUCUCUCCGAUCUACUUAUGUUUCAAAAACUGAAAUACGAUUUCAAGUUUUAUACAAUAGAUUACGAAACAGACAUUCCAAUUCUAAUCUUUUCUGAUGUAAAAUCCUUUAUUCCUUGUCCUACGCAAAUUGUUUUAAAUGUUGAUGCAGACUCAGAAAAUUUAUAUAGUCAAGUAACUGAAGCUGCACAUCAGUAUUUGAAAGACGAUAAUCGAUUGGUUAAUAUUCGGCAAUACAUAGAAACCUUGAAGCAUACAGAACAUCUUAAUUUUGACGAAGAAAUGGCAAAAAUAAUUCAAGACGAUUUUGUGGAGAUGCUCAAUGCAAACAGAAAUAUAAAUAAGGACAAUCUACACUCACUGAUGGUUUUCGCCAAAAUGAUGGCCUUAUCAUAUGGACAAACGACACUAGAUAUAGACUGCUGGAAGAAAACUGUGCAGAUGGAAAUGGAAAGAAUGAGUAGGCUGCCACAGCGCUGAAGGUAAUCGUCGAACUCAGGAAAGAAUCGUAAUAUUGAAUGUACAUCAUAUAUGAUACUAAUACAAAUAUUUAU
This is a messenger RNA of Cyphomyrmex costatus, 2026 nucleotides long. RefSeq names its product mini-chromosome maintenance complex-binding protein. NCBI's taxonomy places the organism in Eukaryota, Metazoa, Arthropoda, Insecta, Hymenoptera, Formicidae. The record is from RefSeq and is a predicted model, not a curated record. Bases 201 to 1952 code for a protein of 583 amino acids. Gene Ontology annotation, molecular function: chromatin binding. The transcript is spliced from 8 exons. Gene Ontology annotation, biological process: DNA-templated DNA replication.